Messenger RNA from Bombina bombina (fire-bellied toad), 5476 nucleotides. Its product is annotated as fibrinogen-like protein 1. The record is from RefSeq and is a predicted model, not a curated record. Lineage: Eukaryota; Metazoa; Chordata; Amphibia; Anura; Bombinatoridae. The transcript has 9 exons. The coding region runs from base 234 to 1232 and encodes 332 amino acids.
CUGUGCUUAGUCUGACACAAAAAAGCAAAGACGGCAAAAGGUGUACGGGGAGUGCUAGUUCGUGAGGGCCAUACAGAUAACAUUGUGCUCAUGCCUGUGAAGUUGUGGACAACCCAGCACUAAUUGGCUAAAAUGCAAGUCAAUAGAUAAUAAAUAGCCAUGUGAUCAGGGGGCUGUCAGAAGAGUCUUAGAUACAAGGUAAUCACAGAGGUCUCCUGCAAACAACAGCAGUUAUGCUUUGGAUAUUUCUGCCUUUUUGCUUUCCACGCUAUGGUUUAGCAGCUCCAAGACUUAAUGAUACAGAUAUCUGCCGGAUAGAUAAUGACAAACUGAAGCACAGCAUAGGAGUGCUACAGGAUUUACUUAGGUUGGGUGAACUACAGCUGCUGGACCUGACACAGAAUACCUAUCACUCUGUGAAGAGCAAAAUCUAUAAAACUAAAUUGGAUAGAUUUAGAAUAGCACAUGUACCAUUGCCCCCAACCAGCGGAAAUCUCAUAGUAUAUGACGAAGAUUGUUCCGCAGUAUUCGACAGUGGAAAAAAAGAGAGUGGAUACUUUCGUGUAAGGCCAAAACCUGAGAAUGAGCCAUUCCUUGUGUACUGUGAUAUGUCUGAUGGUGGAGGUUGGACUGUUAUCCAGCGCCGCAGCAACGGCAAUGUACAUUUUAAUAGGAAAUGGAAUGAUUAUAAGCAAGGAUUUGGUCUCUUUAAAGGAAAGAAUGAUGAACACUGGCUUGGAAAUAAACACAUCUAUGAUCUGCUAGACAACAGGGAAAUGUCACUGCAGAUCGAUCUGAUGGACUGGAAAGGAAACAGGAGGUAUGCAAUCUAUGAAGACUUCAAAAUUACAAAUGAACAGGACAAUUACAGGCUAUGGGUGAGCUUUUACUCUGGAAAUGCUGGUGAUGGUCUGUCUGGUGGGAACAACUUUGAACAGCAAUGGUCAGCAUCACUCAAGGGCAUGCCUUUUAGCACAUCCGACAAAGACAAUGACAGGUUUAUUAUGGGAAACUGUGCAGAGGAAAACAAGAGUGGUUGGUGGUUCAAUAGGUGCCAUGUUGCCAAUUUAAAUGGAUUUUAUUAUAAGAAUGGAAACUAUACCGGAAAGCAUGAUAAUGGUAUUGUCUGGUCCACUUGGCAUGGAUUGUGGUACUCACUAAAAUUCACUGUAAUGAAGAUCAGACGUCCAACGUUUCUCAAUGUGGGGAGUGGAAAUGGGAUGAUUGGUUAACUGAAGUGUAAAAUACCAGUCCAUUUUUAAUAAGCCAAAAAAUCAUUGUCAAGUCCUGGCUAUAUCAAAAGUGGAUUUCUACAACUAUAUUCAGAUGUUUCACCUUUAGGGCCAGAAUACAAGUGGGUUGUUAUGUAAUGCUCCCGCAAUAAGUGCGCUAGAAGUACACUUUUUGCGCAUGUCAGGUGGCAUUCGUAUUACAAGCUUGGUGACGCGCGUAAAAAGCCAAACUUACAAUAUCGUUUGCGCGAUAAUGUAUUCCCCGCUAGAAUUCAAUAGAGCAAAAAAAGUGUAUCAAAUUAAUUAGUUCCAUACAGACCCCCACUUUGAGCUAGAUUACAACUCUUUUUAUAACUCCCGAUUGCAUAUCAACUAUCUGCUAGAAGAAAGCUUUUUUGCACGCAUCGGGUAGUGGUCGUAUUAGAAGUUGAAAGGAAAAAGUUUUCUCUCACACAAAAACCAAUACUUCGAAUAUCGCGAUCGCGUUAACGUAUUCUCCCAUAAAAGUCAAUGGAGCAAGAAAACUGUAAACAAAAACCUAACACUCUACUCGCACGCAAACAUGAACGCAUAUUCUCAAGUGUGCUAACCCGACAUCAAAAUAUUACUAUUUCACAUUACAAUGUUCUUCACAGAAUAUGAAUAUGUUCUAUUUAUUCAUAAAUACAUAUUUCUAUAUAUCUGAUGGUAUUUUGGUACAAUAUAUAUAUACUGUGGUGGCAAAAAUUGUGGACACUUUUUGAAAUUUUUAUGUUUUGCAACAAUGCAGGCUUAUAGGAAAUUAUAUUUUGCACCAAAUGCAAAUGUUAAUAUGUUAAUUUAAAGACAAUUUAAUGCUGAAUUUAAUGCAAAAAUCAGAAUGCAAAUUAUAUGCAGUAGAAAAAAAGUUAUGCAGGGAAUACUGCAAUCAUGCUGAAUAUACUAUAAUGCACUUAUGGUUUCAAUGAACUAUCAGUAUUUAGUAGGGUAGCCUUUAUUCUUUAAAAACGCAUCACAGCAACGUCUCACUGAGCCAACAAGUGUUUGAAGCUCUGCCUUCGUUAUUACGUGGUGUCAGGAAGCAAUUAUAGCCUCAAUUAAUUAUAUAUAUACAAUAUAUUCUAUGUGCAGAACACUGGAAUGUGAAAUAUUUACAGUAAAUACACAGUACAGUAUAACACUUUAUUAAAUAUGAAUAUUGUAUAAAUAUUGGUACAAUAUAUGUUUUCAGCUACUUAACUGAAAAGGGCUCCAGUGCGCAUCUAUCUAUCUAUAUACUAUAUUUAUAUUUAUGUCUAUAUAUGUUUUCAUAUGUAUUUGUGUUUAUAUGUGUAUAUAUGUCUGUAAAUACAUAAAUACACAUAUAAAUACAUAAAUACAUAUGUACACACAUAUAAAUAUAUAUAUAUAUAUAUACAUAUAUAUACACAUACAGUAUAUAAUAUACAUACAUAUAUAAAUAGUUAGACAUGUACUGUAUAUGUAUGUAUCUCAAUGUUAAAGCCCUUUACCUGCCUUUUUUUAUCCAACACCUGAGACCUCAUUUCUUUGAACCCUUAUAACUCUUUUUUGCAAUAUUUUUUAAUAAUUUUUAUUAGACAGUGUUAUUAUGAGUGUAACUGUACUUUUACAUGUAAUUUUGAUGUGUUUUGUGACACUUUUUGUUUUGGGAAACAGUUAACCAUAGCUCUGAGGUUGCGCUAACCUGACGCGUGUUAACUUGAAUUGCGCUCAAGCAACAGUGUUUACUUUCAACUUUUAAUAUGAGUGGGAAAAAAAACAACAUGCAAAAACAGCCGCGAUAAACCCCUUUUCGCUCACGCAUAACUGUUAGCGCUCCACUCAUAAUCUGGCCCUUAACAGGUACACACAUAUCACUUUAAAUGCUCACUGCAAGAUACUGAUCAAACACUCUUCAACACACUGUUCAGCACUCUGGAAAGCGCUUGUUGAUUGGUGGCUACAUUUAGCCACCAAUCAAGCAAGCGCUACCCAGGUUCUGAACCAAAAUGGGUAGCAAUGAUUAUUUGAUAUAAUAAUACCAAAAAAUAAAUAUAAAUAAGAACAAAAAACUGAAGCAAUGAUAAAAUUGUGUCAAGCCUUGACCCAAGUUUGGUAUUGAGACUGGUCGUAUAUGGGCCAACACAUGUUUGUUAUAAUGUUUACUAUAUUUUUGUUUAGAUUUUUGUGGCUGCAAAUUUCACCCACUAACUAAUGGUGCGGUUCCAGUUAUCGGUUCCAGAUAUUGGCCAGGAACACCAGGUGGUGGAAUGCAGUAGCGGAGCUUUACCUUUCUUACUAGUGAGGCAAUGUUUAGUAGCUUUUGAGAGAAUAACUGUUUUGUUUAUUUUAAUAUCCUCAUAAGCAAAUGGAUUCUAAAGCUUAAAAUUAAAAAGUUUUAACAGAAAAAAAGAGAGUUUGUACACUAAACCCUUUCUUCUCUUUGCUCUUUAUAUUUUUUAGGAUUGUGAUAUAAAGGAGUCAUAGCACCAAGCUUAUUUUUUAAAGGGACAGUCUACACCAGAAUUUUUAUUGUUUUAAAAGAUAGAAAAUCCCUUUAUUACCCAUUUCCCAGUUUUGCAUAACUAACACAGUUAUAAUAAUAUACUUUUAACCUCUGUGAUUAUCUUGUAUCUAAGCCUCUGCAAACUGCCCCUUUUUUCAGUUCUUUUGACAGACUUGCAGUCUAGCCAAUCAGUGCCUGCUCCCAGAUAACUUCUCGUGCACGAGCACAGUGUUAUCUAUAUGAAAUAUGUGAACUAACACCCUCUAGUGGUGAAAAACUGUUAAAAUGCAAUCUGAAAGAGGUGGGCUUCAAGGUCUAAGAAAAUAGCAUAUGAACCUCCUAGGUUAAGCUUUCAACUAAGAAUACCAAGAGAACAAAGCAAAAUUGGUGAUAAAAGUAAAUUGUUUAAAAUUACAUGCUCUAUCUGAAUCAUGAAAGUUUAUUUUGGCCUAGACUGUCCCUUUAAGCCUAAACUCUGAUAAUAUUCUGUACACAGAGCCAGUAUUUACAAAAAUAUGGACUGUGAGUAUUUUUCCAUUUAGUAAUUAUAUCACCACUUAAAGGGAUAUGAAACCCAAACAUUUUCUUUCAUGAUUCAGAUUUUAAACAACUUUCUACUUUACUUCUAUUAUCAAUUUUCUUUGUUCUCUUGGUAUGUUUUGUUAAAAAGCAGGGAUGUACACUUAGGAGCUGGCCCUUUUCUGGAGCACUAUAUGGCAGAAGUUUUGCAAGAAUGUUAUCCAUUUGCAAGAGCACUAUACGGCAGCACUAUUUCCCGCCAUGUAGUGCUGCAGAUGCCUACCUAGGUAUCUCUUCAACACAGAAUAUCAUGGGAACAAAGCAAAUUUGAUAAUAAAAGUAAAUUAGAAACCUUUUAACGAUUGUAUGUCUGAAUUUACAAUAGAACAUUUUUGGGGUUUCAUAUCCCUUUAAGUACCUCUUUUCUAACAUAAUCAGACCAUCUUUGGCUAAACUUAUAGCUUAAAGGGACACUGAACCCAAAUUUUUUCUUUUGUGAUUCAGAUAGAGCAUGCAAUUUUAAGCAACUUUCUAAUUUACACCUAUUAUCAAUUUUUAUUCGUUCUCUUGCUAUCUUUAUUUUAAAAAGAAAGCAUCUAAGCUAUUUUUUUUGGUUCAGACCAUGGAAAGCACCUUUUUAUUGGUGGGUGAAUUUAUCCACCAAUCAGCAAGAACAACCCAGUUUGUUCACCAUAAAUGGGCCGGCAUCUAAACUUACAUUCUUGCAUUUCAAAUAAAGAUACCAAGAGAAUGAAGACAAUUUGAUAAUAGGAGUCAAUUAGAAAGUUGCUUAAAAUUGCAUGCUCUAUCUGAAUCACAAAAGACAUAAUUUGGGUUCAGUGUCCCUUUAACUCAUUUAUUCCCCUUAUUUGUUUUGUAGCCAUUUUCUGGAAUCAUUAUAGUUCUAUUUUUUUAAUAAUUGACCCCAAACCCUCUAUUGUAUACUCAAGGUGUUACCAGGGAUUUAUUUAGGGACUGAAUUAUGUGAAUUUAAUAAUGUUAAAAACAUGAAAUAACUGCAUUUGUAUACUAAAGGCUUCAAUCAUAAUAUUGAAAUGUAGAUCAUAUCAAACAAUGUGAAUACUAUUGUUGUAAAGAUGCUAUAUAAUGUGCAAUCCACAUUAAAUAUUUACUGUCUUGUUUGCUUCUGAUUGUCAUAUUUUUUAAAAAAAAUGUAAAGCACAAAUAUAACAAAAUACAGUGAGAAACAAUAAAAUACAUUUUUUAUAUGUUGCUAGUA